AUGGACGCGCGCGAGCACGGCAGCAAGGUCGGCAGCGCCGGCGUCGCGUCCGAGCAGCACGCGGCGAUCGACCGCCGCGAACGCCUCCGACGCCUCGCGCUCGAGACGAUCGACCUCGCGAAAGAUCCGUACUUCAUGCGGAACCACCUCGGAUCGUACGAGUGCAAGCUGUGCCUGACGAUCCACGGCAACGAGGGCAAUUACCUCGCGCACACGCAAGGGAAGCGACACCAACAGAACCUCGCGAAGCGCGCCGCGAGGGAGGCGGCGGAGAACCCGAACCUCCCAACCCUGAAAGGGAAGACGCGCCCGGCGCCGAGGAAGACGGUGAAGAUCGGACGGCCGGGGUACCGCGUGACGAAGCAGUACGAUCACGUCCAUCGUCGCCGGUCGCUGCUCUUUCAGAUCGACUUCCCGGAGAUCGAAACGGGGGCGACGCCGCGGCAUCGGUUCAUGAGCGCGUACGAGCAGAAAGUCGAGGCGUGGGAUAAGAAGUAUCAGUACGUGAUGUUCGCCGCGGAGCCGUACGAGACGAUCGCGUUCAAGGUGCCGAACGUGGAGGUGGACAAAACGGCGGAUCGCUUCUUCGCGCACUGGGAGCCGGAUAAGAAGGUGUACACGGUGCAGCUGCAUUUUAAAGCCCCGGGCGGCGGGGGAGGCGCCGGAGGCGGCACGGGCGGCACGAACAUGGGCAACGACGCGCGGUACGGGGAGACGGGCGGGGUGAUCUUGGGGUCGAUGGGGUCGUUCGCGCCGCCGCCGCCGCCGCCGGGGCGGUUGCCGGUGGGCGUCGCGCCGCCACCGGGGGCGUUCGCGCCGCCGCCGCCGCCGCCGCCGCCGCAGUGA
Molecule: messenger RNA, 846 nt
Organism: Micromonas pusilla CCMP1545
Lineage: Eukaryota; Viridiplantae; Chlorophyta; Mamiellophyceae; Mamiellales; Mamiellaceae
Exons: 2
Coding region: 1-846 (281 amino acids)
Biological process (GO): spliceosomal complex assembly
Cellular component (GO): U2 snRNP; nucleus; catalytic step 2 spliceosome
Molecular function (GO): zinc ion binding; nucleic acid binding
Source: RefSeq, a predicted model, not a curated record